GCCGCCGGCGGAGUGGUGCUGGCCCUGAGCAUCUGGCUGGCGGUGGACAACACGUCGUUCCUGCUGCUGACGCGGGUGUCGGAGAACGAGAGCCUGGCCACGUUCAACCAGCCGUCGGUCAUGGAGCACGGGGCCUACAUCCUCAUCGCCGCCGGGGGGCUGGUCUUCCUCAUCGGCUUCCUCGGCUGCUGCGGCGCCGCCAUGGAGUCGAGGGCGCUGCUCACCAUGUACGGUCUGAUGGUCAUCGUGAUUUUCUGCUUGGAAGUGACAGCAGGAGCCCUGGCUGCGGUCUACAAGGCUGAGACGGAAGAAGAACUGCAGAACUUCCUGAAACACACACUCAAGAAGUAUUACUCCACCCAAGACACCGCCAACUCCGUGACUGUCGCCUGGAACGCCCUUAUGGCUGAGCUGAAGUGUUGCGGCGUGAACAACUACACGGACUUCGAACAGGCGAUAAUGUGGCAGGCGAACAAAUCCUCGAGCGUGUUGGUGCCCGAGGCGUGCUGCACCUUGAAGGGCGACCCGAUGAAGUUUAUUCCCGAGGACGACACCUGUCUCGGCAGCCCCAACAGGGAGAACUCGUAUUAUCUCACUGGAUGUCUGAGCAGGUUACAAGAAGAAACUUUCUACUAUCUGACACCCAUGUUGUCCGUUGCCAUCGGCCUCGGGACGCUGCAACUCCUCCUCAUCACUCUCUCCUUUUACCUGUGCAGAGCCAUAACAAGGGCUCUCAAGGUUGCUACGGUAGACUGAAGAAUUGGGUAGAAGAUCACGCCAACUUGCUCAUGGGGAUCGGCAUCGGUGUGGCCGCCGUGGAGCUGCUGGGGAUGCUGUUUGCCUUCUGCCUCUGCUGUUCCCUCGGCCAGAAGAUCAAGUGACGCCAGCGCCGCGUCCACACCGGCCACGAAGAACAAUAUACAGUCAAACAGCUUGACAUGGACUAAACAUAUAGUGAAAGAAAAGUCUCGAUAUAUAUAGUUAUAUAUAUAUGCGUAUGUGUGUGUGUAUGUAUAGUCUGUACGUGGGAAAGAGACAUUUUUUUCUUCUUUUUUUGGUAUGGGGGGAGGGGGGGGGUGAUGAACAAGUGAAGUGGCUGAUUGCUAUGGUCGUUUUCACACACUUUUUAAUUUUUUCUUUGACAAAAAGGUAAGCUCCCUUUGAAUCGGAUUAGCAUCAUAAUUUUGUUAUCCGUGUAGAAGACGACGUAUUGUCAUUUCUGAUUAGCUUAAGGAUUUAAAAAAGAGCCCUUUUUUUAGUGAUUCAAACACAAGACGGAAAAGAUUUACAUGGUAGACCUAUAGAAAAAAAUGUUACGUACUUUGACAGACAAUAAUAAGUACGAGAAAGACAAGCUCGUACGUUUUUUUAUCGAUAAUAUAUAAAAGAAACAAAGAAAAAAAAAUCUGACGAAGUGAUACAUUCAGCUUCUCAAAAAUGGCAUUGAGCCCUCGGUAAACUCCUUUUUGUAAGCCUGUUUCCCCUCAAUUCUUUCUCUUCCUCUGUAUGUCGAAGUGUCACUUGAAUUUUAGCGAAGGAUUCUUUCACCAUAGGCUUGCUGUGUUACGUGUGUUGGUCUUACUCCUGCAUUGCAUUAUCUCUGGGCUGUACAAAUACUUGCUUACGUUUUAUUCAAGCUUUAGAAAUAUUAUCGUCCUUCCAUUUGGUAUGUCUCUCUCUCACUCUCUCUUUUCAAGUUCUUUUGCCGGUCAGUCCUCUUGUGUUUAGAGAUGUGAAGGGGGCGAGUGUAAAGCACUUAUCACCCCUUUGCUUGUUCUUAUUCUUUCAAUCGUGUGUUCUUUCGUGUUUCGUUCGUCCAAGCUGUUUGUCUCUACAUUGAGUCCUCAUAUCCCCCGUCUCCCCCUCUUCAAACCUUGUUUCUCUACCUCCCACCAAUCUCCCCACAAGUCCCUCCGUCUUUUCCCUCAUUUUCUCCCUUUACCAAACCUUCCUCUGGCCUUGCUGUUGCGUCUCAUUACCUUCCCUUCUCCACAUUGCCUCCCCACUCUCCAUCACCUUCCCCACUUCCCACUGUCUUCCUCUCAACCACAGCCUUUCCCACUCCCCACUGCCUUCCCCUCUCCCCACAGCCUUUCCCUCUCCCCCAUAACUUCCCUACUCCCACUGCCUUCCCCCUUCCUUCCCCUACCCUUAUUAAAUUGAUGUAUAGUAUAUUGUUCCUUCCCCGUUCACGUGAGACGGGAGAGAACCGUGAUGAAUGAAUUUUCUAUGCUGUCUCCGGCAGGUACAACCCAGUCUGCUGUAGCUUAAUCUGUAGAUGUAUAAAGAGAUGAAAAAUCUUUUUAAAAAAGCUGUAGAAGACAUUAAGAAAAAAGAGAUGGAAAAUCUAUGAAAAAAAAAAACAUUUAUAUUUGAGUCCCUUGAACUAAUUUUUUUCUUUUUCUUUCUCCAGUCCUCUUAAAUAAUCCAUUGUGAAUAGAGUCCCCUGUUGUUUCCCCUAAUUAUGCGAGGAUAUUGUUUGUUAUGUUUCUUGACUGCAGCGAAAUUCACGUAAUUCCAGAGAUUUUUUCACAAAUUUAUGCCAAACCGAUUUUUAAAGAUACCUGUAUUCUGAAAUGUUCGGUGAAAAAUCCUGUGAUAAUUAGGGUAUUUAAUAUAGCAUGCAGUGUGUCUGUGCCUAAUGGUGAUAUAUAUAUAUAUAUAUAUAUAUAUAUAUAUAUAUAUAUAUAUAUAUAUAUCAAGCCACACUGACAUUCAUAUAGUCCUGAAACCCUACGAUGUUGGCUGCAUUUACGAUACUCUUGACUGAACUCUCAUAGCAAGCUACCUCUUGUAAUAUAUUUGUCAAGUUCUUUUUCAUCAUCUGUUCUGUAUGUUAUUAUCGAGUUUUAACAUAUCCUCUGUGUGUUGACGACUGUGACCAAUUAGGCAGUCAAGAGUCUAGUAUUUUAAAAGGUACAGAGAUUCAUAAUAACGUUGUUGUUUCGUUUUCUUUCCGGAAAAUGAUGUGUUUUUUUUUUGCCAUUCCUCUUGAGGUUGAUGGCAAUAAAAGGAAAACAAUUUUUCAAUAUGCAUGUUUCAGUAAAGGAGACUACUGUAAUUUAUAUUCUAAUCUGUUUACACUUUUUUUUGGUUCGAUUUUUUUUCUUGAUUAAAGAUAUUUGUAAUAUUGGAAUUUAUGAUGUAAAGGUAUAGUAGAAUAAGAUGAAUUUGUUUAUUUCAGUUGAUAUGAAUUAUAUAGAAAUGAUAGGUUUUCUAUAUGUGAUAAAAUCCUGUAGUAUAGCAUGGAAAGGUCUUUAGUAGAUUAACAGUAAUUUAUAUAUUAUUAAAUUUUAUUAAAAGCCAGUUUAACAAAUACGUGUGAUGUAAAACCUCACACAGUGAUUGAAAUAAAUCUUAAAUGGUAUUAUAUAUUAGAUGGAAUUUCUUUAUAUCAGAUUUGGUAAAUAAUGACAUUACCAAAUAAUGAUAAACUAUUUUUACUUUGUGUGGUUUAGGUUUACACCAUUUCCUAUAAAAUGUGUAGAAUGAAAUUGAUAACAAUAAGCAUACACAGUAUAUAAGCAUUUACUAUUUACAGUACAAAAGUGCUUUUGGCUAAACUUAAAAAAAGAAAGAAGUAAUUGGUCUUUUUUGUAUUUUUUGCCCCCUGCCUGAAAAUUAAUAAAUCUGUUAAUCUUUGUAAAUACUAUUACAUUGCAUUGCCUUACAGUCUAAGAAAGAAUUGUGAUGUAUUGCACUGUAAUGCUCAUUCUUCCAUUCCUUGUACAUGAGGUAAUGAAAACUACAUUUUUUGGAAUAGACAUAAAAAAUAUAUAUAAAUGAAGGCGUGAAACUACAUUUUUGGGGAAUCGACUAAAAGAUAGAUGACAGGCGUGUGAGGAUGAAACCCACAGACAACCACAAACACUCGGAAAAAGUAGUUUGAUGAGUGAUUUUGUUUGUAUCGAGUAGUGUUUCUACAUUCUGAAUACCCUGUGUAAACAACGCCACCGUGUAAUACGACAAGAUGCAUGUCUUUUUUUUUUUUUCUUGUAAUCACAGCAUCUACUCUUUCUUCAUGGGUAUUUUAACCCUGUGGAGAAAUCAUUCGAGUCCAGGUACAUGUUAAACCGUUCAACUCAAAUUGUUCAAUGAGAUUGUUCAACUCAAAUUGUUAAUUGAUGUUUUGGUUUAAAAAUGUGGUCUAUGGCGAUCGGUCAUCCGGUUCUGAACUGGAUUUCGAUCAUAUGUGUUCUGGUUAUUGUCAACGUGGCGUUAUUUUAGACCUUUAUCAUUGUAUGGGUUAUGAGAACAGGUGAAUGUGUUGGACAGUGAUCUAACUGUUGAAGCUAUUGUCAUAUUCUUUGAUAACACUUGCUUUAAAGUUGGUUAAAUGUACUAGUGUAUUCAGAUAUCUUUGAUAAUAAAAUACUGUUAAUAAA
Molecule: messenger RNA, 4385 nt
Organism: Penaeus chinensis
Lineage: Eukaryota; Metazoa; Arthropoda; Malacostraca; Decapoda; Penaeidae
Product: tetraspanin-18-like
Cellular component (GO): membrane
Source: RefSeq, a predicted model, not a curated record